This is a messenger RNA of Athene cunicularia (burrowing owl), 7838 nucleotides long. It is a transcript of the gene BAZ1B, whose product is annotated as bromodomain adjacent to zinc finger domain 1B. Gene Ontology annotation, biological process: chromatin remodeling. The coding region runs from base 1988 to 6121 and encodes 1377 amino acids. The transcript is spliced from 18 exons. Gene Ontology annotation, molecular function: histone H2AXY142 kinase activity; protein binding. Lineage: Eukaryota; Metazoa; Chordata; Aves; Strigiformes; Strigidae. The record is from RefSeq and is a predicted model, not a curated record. Gene Ontology annotation, cellular component: WICH complex.
AUUACAAAAACUUAUUAAAAUCACACUUCUGGUCUGGUCAGUGGUGCUGCACAGAUGAGUUCCUCUAUGAACUGUGGUUACUCCCUGCCACUGCCCCACCACAGUGAUGGCACUUCUUGCCCCUGCCCUGUAGCAUCUCUCCUUUCUGUGGAAACUUGAGCAUCUUUGAAAUGUCAGGGAGGGGCAAGAAUUGGCCGGAGGGCUCAAAACUUACUGGUGUGAUAACUUGCCGGAUAGCUGUUUGUCUGCUGAAGAGCAGGACACUCCCCAAGUAGGGCACCUCAGGAUUUCUGCUUGGUCUUCAGAGCUGCUCUAGGCAGAGGGGUACUGUCGGCAGUAGCAGUCUCCUCUGGAGGCAGCUUGUUCCGGCUUUUAUUCUGGCAUAGCACCAGUUGCUGUGGCUGUAAGAUACCUGUAUAUCAGCGUCCACAGUGCAGCUUCUGUGCCGCCUUAUGCUUUACCUUGAGGCUGUAAAGAAAAGUCCAAGCUAGUUGGUUUUGUUGGGGUUGUAAUUUGCCUUCCUAACAGUAAUCUUUAAAAAAGGAAUAGGUUAGUUGCACUAAAAUUUUCUUGAAAGACAAAGCAUAUACAGGAUACUAUGAGUGAUUUGCUGUGCCUGGUGGCUCUGCCUUCGCAGGAGUGUGAAGCAAUCUACUUGUUCCCACAGAGACUCAUAAUUAGCACUUGUGCUGCAGCGGGCUGAGCUGCUGUAGCUGUUACAAGUCUGCUUUGUGCUCUCUGCUGGCUUUUCUGCUGGAGAGCAUGCUGAAGAAGGGAAAGAUGCUUUUCUUGCCUCUUAUAAUUUCUCCAGUUAUAUUACCAUCAGUAAGCAUACGACAACUUAAGCAAGCUGCCAGUGGGUAAAUUGGUAUGGAUUUACACUGUGCUAGCUUUUCUGAUAAUUGUGCCUGUAAGCAUUCUAUCCAUAGAAAGUAUGAAGUGGUUUCUGUUUACACUGACAGUUAAUUACUACUUAGGUGGACCAGGUAGAGCACAGCCAGAGGUGCUUACACCAGAGUAGCUAAUGCUGUAAUUGAUAAUGCUGUCUGCACCACGGUGACUUGUCUGUGCACCCAUUAAUCCUAAUGGCAAGAAUAACUUAACCUUGAGACCAGUUGUGAUACAGGAAGCAGGGGAUGUAGUUGGUGAGAAAGAUCCUCAUGUUGUGCUAAUGCAGGAGGCUGCUCUUGUUGGAAACCAAAGGAGAGGUGGCCUUUCUAGGGAUUUCAGUUUUAAAGCUUUUGGGUUUUUUCCUCAAAAGAUUGGGGGUUCUGGGUAGACUGGUAAUUUGCAUCCAGAGUUUGUAACACCACACAAAGGCAUUAGUAGUAUUAGUUCCUCUACAGUUAUUGUGGGGCAUUUUGUGGCAGUCUGUGCCAUGUCUCCUGUGUGUGCCUGUGAUAGUGUUCAUGCUCUUUUCCAGUGAAUCAGACUGAAAAGCUGAAAACUAACUUGGUGAUGCCAUGAAAAUGUUCAGCCAUGUGCAGUUCAGCUGAAUGGAUGGUGCUGUGGCACCUUCUGUAUGUCAGUGCUGAACAGGACAGGCUUUUCAGCUGCAGAAGGCUCCAGCACAUCCUGGUCUGGAAACCUUUUGGAUUUAACACAGCAUCUCUAUGGUAGGCACAGGAUCAGACUGUACUGUAGCAAUCCUCAGUCUUUGUGCACUCCACUAGUCAGGGUUUAAUUGAAUUUGAUCAUCUUGUGCUGCUGUGAUAAUGCUCUCCACUGCAUAAAUCCUGUUUUCCUGAGCUGCCACUUCUACAGAGAGUACGAAGCACGUUUAGAGAGGUACAGCGAACGAAUAUGGACGUGCAAAAGCACAGGAAGCAGCCAACUGACGCACAAAGAGGCUUGGGAGGAGGAGCAGGAAGUUGCUGAGCUCUUGAAGGAGGAGUUCCCCAUCUGGUAUGAGAAACUGGUACUGGAAAUAGUCCACCACAACACUGUAUCUUUGGAAAAGUUGGUGGAUGCAGCUUGGCUGGAGAUCAUGACCAAAUUUGCAGUGGGAGAAGAGUGUGACUUUGAGGUUGGUAAGGAGAAAAUGUUGCCUGUGAAAGUUGUGAAAAUACAUCCCCUGGAGAAAGUUGAUGAAGAGGCCUCAGAAAAGAAAUCUGAUGGAGCCUGUGAUUCCCCAUCCAGUGACAAGGAGAACUCCAGCCAGGCAGCUCAGGACAACCAGAAGGAAGCUAUCCUGAAGGAAGAUGACAACAGGAGGGAAAGUAUGAAUGAUCGGGCACGUAGGUCUCCUCGGAAACUUCCCACUUCUUUGAAGAAGGAAGAAAGGAAGUGGGUUCCACCUAAAUUUCUGCCACACAAAUAUGACGUCAAGCUGAAAAAUGAAGAUAAGAUCAUCAGCAAUGUACCAGCAGAUAGCUUAGUCCGUACAGAGCGUCCUCCCAACAAGGAGAUCCUGAGGUACUUCAUCCGUCAUAAUGCGCUACGGGCCGGCACGUGUGAGAAUGCCCCGUGGGUAGUGGAGGAUGUGUUAGUGAAAAAGUACUCUCUCCCCAGUAAAUUUAGUGACUUCUUGCUUGACCCACAUAAGUAUAUGACUCUCAACCCCUCAACCAAGAGGAAGAGCUCUCAAUCACCUGACAGAAAGCUGCCUAAGAAAUCCAAAGCUGAUGGAUCAUCCCUGAGCCAGCCACUGAGCCCUACUCUGUGGUGCCAUGUGCAUUUGGAGAAAUCUAUUAUCAGCUCUCCACUGAAGGUGAAAACCCCUAAGAAUUCAAAAUGUCCUAAAGAGGAGCUGGAAGAGGUGAUGAAAAUUGUGUCACCUGCUAAACUUGAUUCUAACUUCCACAUUCCAAAGAAAAGCCGACUGGGGAAGGGCAGCAACAAAUCAUUGGACAAAAAGCAAAGAGGCAAAAGGGUUCUGAAUGGGCAGAAGUCAUCGGGGAAAUCGAAGUCUCCUAGGGCAGGCUUGAAGACCCCCAAGAUGAAAAUGAAGCAGAUGACACUACUGGACAUGGCUAAAGGUACCACUAAGGUGUCCAGGACUCCCAGGAAUUCUGGAGGUACCCCAAGGUCUUCCAGCAAACCCCAGAAACAUCUGCCUCCUGCAGCACUCCAUCUCAUUGCCUAUUACAAAGAAAACAAGGACCGGGAAGACAAAAAAAGUGCUCUUUCCUGCAUCAUCUCCAAAACAGCUAGGUUACUCUCAAAUGAGGAUCGUGCCCGUCUCCCUGAGGAUUUGCGAGGGUUAGUACAGAAACGUUAUGAGCUGCUAGAGCACAGGAAGAAAUGGGCCACCAUGACAGAGGAGCAGCGAAAGGAGUACAUGAAGAAGAAAAGGGAGAAGCUGAAAGAGAAACUGAAGGAGAGAGCAAAGGAGCGGAAGGAGAAGGAGAUGAAGGAAAAACUGGAAAAACAGAAAAGAUAUGAGGACCAAGAUCUUAAAGGGAAGACCUUGCCUACUUUUAAACUGGUUGAUACUCCAGAAGGCCUUCCUAAUACGCUCUUUGGGGAUGUCGCCAUGGUGGUGGAGUUCCUGAGCUGUUACUCAGGGUUAUUAAUGCCAGAUGCUCAGUAUCCCAUCACAGCAGUUUCCCUUAUGGAAGCACUUUGUGCAGAAAAGGGAGGCUUCCUUUAUUUGAACCGAGUACUGGUCAUUCUCUUGCAGACCCUGCUGCAGGAUGAAAUUGCUGAAGAUUAUGCUGAGCUGGGAAUGAAACUUUCUGAAAUACCACUUACUUUGCAUUCUGCUUCUGAGUUGGUUCGUCUCUGCCUACGCAAGUCAGACGUGCAAGAGGAAAGUGAGGUCUCGGAUAAUGUAGAUGAAAGCAAGGAUUCGGCAGCUUUUGAGGAUAAUGAAGUGCAGGAUGAGUUCUUGGAGAAACUGGAGACUUCAGAAUUCUUUGAGUUGACUCCUGAAGAGAAACUGCAGAUCCUUGGAGCACUGUGCCACCGGAUUCUGAUGACGUACUCUGUGCAGGACCAUGUGGAGACCAAGCAGCAGACAUCAGCUGAGCUGUGGAAGGAGCGCCUUGCUAUCCUGAAGGAGGAAAAUGAUAAGAAGAGAGCAGAAAAACAGAAGCGGAAAGAAAUGGUGGCCAAGAAUAAGGAGAAUGGGAGAGAUGAGAAUAUGAUGGGAAGAAAUGAAAAGAAAAAAAAUGAGAUUAUGAAGAUAGAACACAGAGUAGAAAUAGAAGCUGAUGAUAUGGUCAGUGCUGUGAAGAGCAGGCGCCUUCUUGCCAUCCAAGCCAAGAAAGCAAGGGAGCAACAAGAAAUACAAAUGAGAGUGAGGAUGGAGAAAGAAGCAGAGGAGGAAAGAAUCCGGAAGCAUAAAGCUGCAGCUGAGAAAACCUUCCAGGAUGGAAUUGCCAAAGCGAAGCUGGUGAUGCGCAGGACACCAGUGGGCACCGAUCGUAAUCAUAACAGGUAUUGGCUGUUUUCAGAUGAGAUUCCUGGCUUGUUCAUUGAGAAAGGCUGGGUACAUGACAGUAUAGACUACAGAUUCAUCCUUCCCCAUCAGAAGAAAGAAGAUUUUAGAAAGGACUACAGCCCAGGAGACAAGCGGAAGAGUGCAGCUGAUGGCAGAGUGAGCAAGCUUCAUCGGGCUGUGCAUGCUGCAGACCUGCCCACAGAGACGACUGCACCCAAGCAGGGACAGAACUUAUGGUUUCUCUGUGACAAUCAGAAGGAUUUGGAUGAGCUGCUGGAUUGCCUGCACCCACAAGGAGUAAGGGAGAGCCAACUAAAGGAGCGCUUGGAGAAAAGGUAUCAGGACAUCACACAUUCUAUUCAUCUGGCUCGGAAACAGAACUUGGGCCUCAAAUUCUGUGAUGGCAACCAGGAACUGCUGAACUACCUCCGAAGUGAUCUCAUUGAGGUUGCAACUCGGCUGCAAAAAGGAGGCCUGGGAUAUGUUGAUGUGACACCAGAAUAUGAAGCAAGAGUAUACUCACUGGAGAGCUUGAAGGAUUUUGGAGAGUGUGUGAUUGCACUCCAAGCUGGUGUUGUUAAGAAGUUUCUGCAAGGUUUCAUGGCCCCCAAGCAGAAGAGAAGGAAACAUCAAGGAGAGGACUAUAUUGCAAAGGCAGAGGAGAUAGAUGAAGACAAGAAAAUGGCAGAAGAAGCAAAGGUUGCUUCAGCCAUGGAGAAGUGGAAGACAGCAAUCCGUGAGGCCCAGACCUUCUCCCGUAUGCAUGUGCUGCUCGGGAUGCUGGAUGCCUGUAUCAAGUGGGAUAUGUCGGCAGAGAAUGCCAGAUGCAAAGUGUGUCGCAAGAAAGGUGAGGAUGACAAGCUGAUCCUGUGUGACGAGUGUAACAAAGCCUUCCACCUGUUUUGUCUGAGACCGGUGCUCUAUGAGAUACCAGAUGGUGAAUGGCAGUGCCCAGCAUGUCAGCCGUCGACUGCCAGGCGCAGCUCACGAGGCAGGAACUAUGCAGAGGAUUCUGCUGAAGAUGAAGAUGGUGAAGAUGAGGAAGCCUCUGAUGAACCAGAUGCUGAGGAGGAAGAGGAGGAGGAGGAAGACUAUGAAGUUGCUGGACUGAAAUUGAGACCCAGAAAGGCAGCUCGGGGCAAGGAGAGCACAGCCAUGUACUCCUUGAGGCAGGGAAGGCACCAAAGGAAGAAGCAGUCUCUACACCCUGCCAGGGGACCCCGGCAGCGGGCUGCACCUGUCAACGGCGCAGACAUUGAUGAGCUGGUCCUUCAAACAAAGAAGACAGCACGUCGCCAAAACCUCGAGUUGCAGAAGUGUGAGGAAAUCCUCAGCAAGCUGAUCAAGUACCGCUUUAGCUGGCCCUUCAGGGAGCCAGUGACCACGGAGGAAGCUGAAGAUUACUUUGAGGUCAUCAGCAACCCUAUGGACUUCCAGACUAUGCAGAGCAAGUGCUCUUGUGGCAAUUACCGCUCGGUGCAGGAGUUCCUCUCUGACAUCAAGCAGGUGUUCUCCAACGCCGAGCGCUACAACCAGAAUGGGAGUCACGUACUAUCCUGCCUGGAGAAGACAGAACAGUGUUUUAUUGACAUGGUGCACAAACACCUGCCUGGCCACACGUAUGCACGCAGGAAACGCAGGAUGCUCUCUGCCAGGUGUCAGGGACUGGAGGAGCAGGAAGGGGACAGUGAGUCAGAGCCCCUUGAACAUUCCCGGGGGCGGAAAAGGAAGAAAUGAGGGAUGGAGAGACUAGGGGGAGAGCCAGAGCUGGAGCAGGCCUUCUGGUGCUGCCGGGCCCAGGACAGGUUGUCUGGAGGGAAUUGGGAAGCAUCAGGCACUUCCUCUAUUAAUCUAGCCUUCCCUUUGGCCUGUCCUAGUUUUAAUUUUUCUGCAAUUUUCUCAAGAAUUUGGUCAUCCUUUGACUGAGCAGAGAUGACUUCCUGCAGAAUCCACAAAGCUCUUGAACGGGUCUGUCCUGGUGGGAGGGCAAGGGGAAGGCCUGGCCAAAGCCUGGCUGGGCAGGGGAGCAUGAAGCCUACUCCAGCUCGGGUGCUGUUGGCUUCCUUGGGAUGAGCCGCUUCCUCCCCCUCUGCGAACAGCCAGUGCUGGAGCACGGUGGGACCUCCGCUUUCUGCUGCCUGUGAUGUGAAACCAGCCUUGAGCUGGUGCAGGGAGGGAUCAUAUUGCGGCACGGAAGGACGGGGUGCGAUCAGGCCAAUGGGCUGCUAGUUCUUGUAUGUAUAUAUUUAUAUGGUGUUAAUUUUGAGCCCCCAAUGAAGGGCUGUACAGGGCAAGCAAGCACUUACAUUUAUGGAGAUAAAGCUUUCACCAGCAUCCUAACACAAUUGGCUUUGAGGUGCUCUUGCUCUUCUCCUCUCUCCUCGGGGAGCGAUCUCUAGAGGUUGCGUUCUGAAGAGGGUUCUUCUGAGCUCAGCUCUUCACACAUACACAGCAAAGAGGAGGCAGUUGGCUUCCCUGCUCACCUUGAACAGCACACAACGAUGUAGCCCUUUGGAUGAACUGAGUGCCAGAAGCAUACUGGAGAGCAUGGUUUUCUGUGUGCCCUGUAGGGAGCUCCAGGGCAAGGAGAGCAGCAGAAACAUGUUCUGUGUAACUUUUUAAAUUAAUUUUCUAGUUGAAAGUGGCUUGUUUCUAGCUGUGAUCUUGUACAAAGAACACCUGUAAGAUACAGUUGUCUUGCUUUGGCACAUGUACAGUUUAUAUGGACUCGUGUUUGCUUUAUAUUUUCCCCCUGUUUAAAAUUCAUUUUCCUACCAGUAGCUGGAGUUACACUGAGGGACUUGUUGGCAGGGGUCUCCCAGUCCCUCUCUAGCCGUGCUCUCACCACGUUUUAUAGUAACACAUACCCUAGCUCACCUCCCUCGCACUCCCCCCAUGCAGCAAGGACCAUCCCAAUCCUGCUGUGGGAGGCUGCUCUGCUACAGCCCCAGCAGUGGGUCCUGCUGCCCAAGAUACUUACUUUUCUCUAAGAAAAGGGUGUGUUUUUUUAUCACCUCUCUCUCUCUCUCUCUCUCUCUCUUUCCAUCAUGAGAAGUUUUGAUCAUACAAUCAGAGCUCAAACUUUUUAUUAUAGAAGUCUUCAAUUUGGAACAACCAGGGCUGCUCUAUACUGGUAACAGAAAAGCAAAAGCAGCUGUUGCAGCUGUGAUUUGGGAAGAAAAGAAUCAGCCAUUAAAAACUGCAGCCUAGUUUUCUGAUUUUUUUUAGUUGUUUUUUUUUUUAACAGGUAUUUGUUUCAGUUCUGGACUGUCAAUGGCUGUGGAGACUAGGCAGGUUUCCAGCCACUUCUCUCUUCCCCUCUCCCCAGCCUCAGCUCUCUGCCCCACAGAAUAGCACUGACGUUUGUAUUUCGCACGUCCCCUUCAGAGGCUUUGUUUUGUCCCGUUCAUAGAGAAUGUUUUCUGCAGGUCCUACAUGGAACUGUACAGUUUUU